AUGACGCUGGUCAUGGUCGAGUUGGAGAAGUUCGACCCAGGUCACGAUGUCGUUACGCACUACCGCAACAACCCGCACUGCGGCGUCUGGGGCGCUGGCGACAAGCUGCGCCGCCACAUGACGACCCUGGACCCUACGUUCUCAAGCCUCGCCAAUGGCCAGAUCAUGAGCUCCGAUGAUAUUCUUUACUUCGACGAGGCGUUGCUGAAGGACCUCGACUUCCACCAGCUGGAAGGCCUCAAGCCUUUCACGCCAGUGGAGAUUGUUGCUAUAGUCAAGAGAGCUCUGAAAAUUGUUGCCGGCUUCACCCAAGAACAGAGUUCUCCGCUCGCUACACCUGCGCAGAAUGUGAUUCUCGAUGUUGGUGAUAAUACCUUCAGUGGUAACGGCCCCCGGGCAGCCAGGUCCGGCGAGGCAAGGCGAUUUGAGGGAUCUACGCAUUGGUUUAUAGCUUAG
Anthostomella pinea is the source of this 456-nucleotide messenger RNA. Lineage: Eukaryota; Fungi; Ascomycota; Sordariomycetes; Xylariales; Xylariaceae. The record is from the annotation of a GenBank genome assembly.